UGCCCAGCUUAUACCCUCAACCCCGAGCCAGAGCCCCCACAGUGCCAGCCCCUCCCUCACCCAGGCAGAAUGGGCAAGGAGAAGACACACAUCAACAUUGUGGUCAUUGGCCACGUGGACUCAGGCAAGUCCACCACAACAGGCCAUCUCAUCUACAAAUGUGGCGGCAUCGACAAGCGGACCAUUGAGAAGUUUGAGAAGGAGGCAGCAGAGAUGGGGAAGGGCUCCUUUAAGUAUGCCUGGGUGCUGGACAAGCUGAAGGCAGAGCGGGAGCGUGGCAUCACCAUCGACAUCUCCCUCUGGAAGUUUGAGACCACCAAGUACUACAUCACCAUCAUUGAUGCUCCAGGACACCGGGACUUCAUCAAGAACAUGAUUACCGGCACAUCCCAGGCGGACUGUGCAGUGCUGAUCGUGGCAGCAGGUGUGGGCGAAUUUGAGGCAGGCAUCUCCAAGAACGGGCAGACCCGAGAACACGCACUCCUGGCCUAUACUCUGGGUGUGAAGCAGCUCAUUGUGGGUGUCAACAAGAUGGACUCCACAGAACCAGCCUACAGCGAGAAGCGCUAUGAUGAGAUUGUCAAGGAGGUCAGCGCCUACAUCAAGAAGAUUGGAUACAACCCAGCCACGGUGCCCUUCGUGCCCAUCUCGGGCUGGCAUGGUGACAACAUGCUGGAGCCUUCACCUAAUAUGCCAUGGUUCAAGGGCUGGAAAGUAGAGCGUAAGGAAGGAAAUGCAAGUGGUGUGUCCCUGCUGGAGGCCCUGGACACAAUUCUGCCCCCCACCCGCCCCACUGACAAGCCCCUUCGUCUGCCGCUGCAGGAUGUGUACAAGAUUGGGGGCAUUGGGACCGUGCCUGUGGGCCGAGUGGAGACCGGUAUCCUCCGGCCUGGUAUGGUGGUGACCUUUGCGCCGGUCAAUAUCACCACAGAGGUGAAGUCUGUGGAAAUGCAUCAUGAAGCACUCAGCGAGGCCCUGCCUGGUGACAAUGUCGGGUUCAAUGUGAAGAAUGUGUCCGUGAAGGAUAUUCGCCGGGGCAACGUCUGUGGGGACAGCAAAGCUGAUCCACCUCAGGAGGCUGCCCAGUUCACCUCUCAGGUUAUCAUCCUGAACCACCCUGGGCAAAUCAGUGCUGGCUACUCGCCAGUCAUCGACUGUCACACAGCCCACAUUGCCUGCAAGUUUGCUGAGCUAAAGGAGAAGAUUGACCGUCGUUCUGGCAAGAAGCUGGAGGAUAAUCCCAAGUCCCUGAAGUCUGGUGAUGCAGCCAUUGUUGAAAUGGUCCCAGGAAAACCCAUGUGUGUGGAGAGCUUCUCACAGUACCCACCUCUCGGCCGCUUCGCCGUGCGCGACAUGCGGCAGACUGUGGCCGUGGGCGUCAUCAAGAACGUGGAGAAGAAGAGCGGCGGCGCCGGCAAGGUCACCAAGUCCGCACAGAAGGCGCAGAAGGCGGGCAAGUGAAGCGCGGGCGCCCGCGGCG
Messenger RNA from Apodemus sylvaticus (European woodmouse), 1480 nucleotides. RefSeq names its product eukaryotic translation elongation factor 1 alpha 2 (gene Eef1a2). Bases 70 to 1461 code for a protein of 463 amino acids. The record is from RefSeq and is a predicted model, not a curated record. Gene Ontology annotation, molecular function: GTP binding; translation elongation factor activity; GTPase activity. Gene Ontology annotation, biological process: translational elongation; translation. Lineage: Eukaryota; Metazoa; Chordata; Mammalia; Rodentia; Muridae. The transcript is spliced from 7 exons.